Cordyceps fumosorosea ARSEF 2679 is the source of this 522-nucleotide messenger RNA. RefSeq lists its product as hypothetical. The record is from RefSeq and is a predicted model, not a curated record. Lineage: Eukaryota; Fungi; Ascomycota; Sordariomycetes; Hypocreales; Cordycipitaceae. The coding region runs from base 1 to 522 and encodes 173 amino acids. The transcript has a single exon.
AUGGCUAUCCGCGAUCGCUUCCGUCGCGCCCUCCGCAAGUCCGGGGCCUCCGACACCGUCUCCCCGACCGAGUUAAGCACCGCCGGCAGCACCGCGCUGACCACGACCACCACAACCACAACCACAACCAGCCAAUGCUCCUCCUCGCACGACGGGCCGCAGCUCGAGAAGACGACGUCCCGGUUGGCCCGCGUCCUCACGUUCAGUUCCUCCUCCGCCUCCUCGCCGGAGAAGGAGAGGGAGCGGGAGGAGAAGCGCGACCGCAAGGCCGCACAGAGCCGCCGCCGGACACACCCGCGCGACCGCCCGCUCACCACACAGAACAUCCGCCACCAGGAGAUGCUCUCGCACUUUCGCAUGACGUUUGGCGCGUCCGACCCCACGCAGAUUGAGACGAUGAGCUUUGUCGGCGUGAGCCCGUGCUGCACGCGCAGAGGCUCGCUUGACCUCGACCCGUCAAGCCGCGGCAGCACAACAUCGUUCUCGAAUACUUCGUCGAGUGACUCGUCUCGAGGGGAGUAG